UUAUUGAAACAAUUCAUCAUCUGAAUCCCAUUUACGUUCGAUUUAAUCUACUGUUUUCAGGAAAAAUAUUUUAGAAAAUGGGAGCAAAGUUAUUGGAAAUUGAUGGAACAUCAAUCAAGUUCAUAUGUGAGGUGAAGAAACCAAGUACCUCCUCAGUUUACCUCUCAAAUAUAUCUGAUGAAUAUGUUGCAUUUAAGGUGAAAACUACAUCACCAAAGAGAUAUUGUGUUAGACCCAAUUCAGGCAUCAUCAGCCCAAAGUCAGCAUGCGAUUUCACGGUUACUAUGCAAGGUCUAAGGUCGGCUCCAUCCGAGGUCGAUUGCAAAGAUAAAUUCUUGAUCCAGAGCACAGUCGUCGAUUCUGAGAUGAGAGAAGAAGAUGUCACUCUUGAAUUGUUCUCCAAAAGUAGCGGCAAGUAUGUUGAAGAGAAGAAGCUCAAAGUUGUUCUAGUUAGCAAACAAGAUUCUCCAUCAGAGGAACACAAGAACAAAAUCUCCGAAAAAGAACCACCUAAAGAAGCUUCAAUCAAAGAAGAGAAUCAGGCAAAGAAAGAUAAAGUGUCGGAAAAAGAACACAAACAUAAUGUGCCGGAAAAAGAACACAGACAUAAAGUGUCAGAAAAAGAACACAAAAAUAAAGUGUCAGAUAAAGAUCUGCCUAAAGAAACUUCUAUGAAAGAAGAGAAUCUGGUGAAGAAAGAUGAAAAUGCCUUUUCAAUGCACACAAAAAUUGAAGACCCAAAGGAAGCUAAAGGUGCAUUGACUACGGAGGAUCCAAAGUCAUAUGGUGAUCCUGAUGGAAAUGAGCAGAACUAUUCCAAAAAUUUGGAGUCUGCCCCAGUAAAGAUGGUGAAAGAGGACUCCAUAAGGAAGUUGAGAUUGCGUAAUCAACUCAAGGAGUUGAGAUUGAAAGAAACUUCAUUAGAGAAUCAACUGAAAGAGGCCAAAUCUACUAUCUCCAGCCUAACAUGUCAGAACAGCAAAAUCAUUGAAACAAAAAGGAAACUUCAGCUUGAACUAGAUAGGAGAAGUAAGAAAGGUUACCCAUUCACAUUUGUUUGUGCAGUGUCCUUUUUGGGUUUGAUAAGCGGAUACUUCUCAGAUCCUUAGAUAAGUAUUCAAAAUCAUCUGUUCUUCGUUACCAAAGAUUGGAUGGCUGUAUUGCUUAACCUGUACUUUGUGUUUUGUAAAAGUACCAGUAAUUGUAUAUAUUAUUGGCUGUCUUCAGAUGAUUUACUUUAUAAAUAUUCGGGAUGAUAUUUAAGGUCAAAA
This is a messenger RNA of Erigeron canadensis, 1271 nucleotides long. RefSeq names its product vesicle-associated protein 2-2-like. The transcript is spliced from 8 exons. The coding region runs from base 78 to 1109 and encodes 343 amino acids. Gene Ontology annotation, biological process: endoplasmic reticulum membrane organization. Gene Ontology annotation, cellular component: endoplasmic reticulum membrane; plasma membrane. Lineage: Eukaryota; Viridiplantae; Streptophyta; Magnoliopsida; Asterales; Asteraceae. The record is from RefSeq and is a predicted model, not a curated record.